Lactuca virosa is the source of this 1016-nucleotide messenger RNA. Lineage: Eukaryota; Viridiplantae; Streptophyta; Magnoliopsida; Asterales; Asteraceae. The record is from the annotation of a GenBank genome assembly.
CGAAAGAUUUUAACAGAAUUGAAUUGAAAAGUCAACCAGAAGGUGGGAUUCAUAUUCGUAUCAAAGUGAGGAAACGCAAACUUUUGUAGCGCAUCUACCCACCUUCCGGCUUCCUCCCAAUGACCCAUUCUCUAUCUUCCUUUCCAAGGAAAUCAUAGCAAUCCACCAUAACCAUCGUCAUUAAAUGGAGAAUACUAUACAUAUACGUUUUCUUGAUCUCCUUCCCUUCUAGACAAAUCAUCAAACACUUGGUGUGCAGUGCGCCAUUUUCGUACAGAUAAGAGCAAAUCCUAAGAUCGGGCCAGAAGAGUAAUGGUUCUCCCGUUAUUGAAGCUUGGGACGCUCGCAUUGAAAACUUUAAGCAAACCCAUUGCCAGCAGGCUCAAAAAACAGGCUGCCCUUCACCCCAAGUUUCGGACAUCGAUCAUUAGUUUCGCGCAGGCAAAUCACAGGCUAACAACAAAUAUACAAAGGCGAAUUUAUGGACACGCAACUGAUGUUGAAAUUCGGCCAUUGAAUGAGGAGAAAGCUGUUCAGGCAGCUGGGGAUCUUAUAAGUGAACUCUUUGUCUUCUCGGUGGCAGGAGUCGCCCUCAUAUUUGAGGUGCAAAGAAGUGCUAGAUCAGAAGCCAAAAAAGAAGAAGUCCGCAAACAAGAAUUGGAGGAAAUGAGGCAACGAGAUGAGGAUUUAGCAAAAGAAGUGGAAUGCCUAAAGCAAAAACUUGAGGAACUUGAGCAGCUUGCUAAAGGAAAAGGACUAACGGGUGUUUUCAACUUCAAAAAUGUUAAAACCCAAAAUGCAAAUUCAGUCAAUCCAGCUUGAUUAUGAUAUUUGGAUUAAAAAGAAAAAGAAAAACUUCAUUCUUGAUUGCUAUUUUGUGCUAAUACUAUUGAUUUUUGACCUAAUUGAGAUGACCCCAUCUUCAGGAUUCUGGGGUUGUAGACUUGUGGUAUUGUAUCAUUUUCAAGGAGUUGUACAACUUUUCUUGGUUGAUAUCGAUUUCUUUAUUCUAAUUG